This is a messenger RNA of Adelges cooleyi (spruce gall adelgid), 1971 nucleotides long. RefSeq lists its product as uncharacterized. Gene Ontology annotation, cellular component: chromosome. Lineage: Eukaryota; Metazoa; Arthropoda; Insecta; Hemiptera; Adelgidae. The coding region runs from base 317 to 1456 and encodes 379 amino acids. The transcript is spliced from 2 exons. The record is from RefSeq and is a predicted model, not a curated record. Gene Ontology annotation, biological process: regulation of transcription by RNA polymerase II. Gene Ontology annotation, molecular function: chromatin insulator sequence binding.
CAUACGAUUAAAGGAAUAUUCGAUUGAUUAACCUCAAUAAUAGAAUAAUAUUAAGGGACUCUUAAAAGUCUAGUUUUAUUAAUAAUUUAAUCGGUUUUUUGUUAUACUUGUAGUUUAAAUUCAAUUCCUUUGUAGUUUGUUCGUGUUUACAGUGUCAUAAUUAUUUAAGUUGUGUAUAUUGUUAUUUGGUUAAGUUUUCCCAAUAAAACAACAAAUCUUGAAUAUUUCGUGAAACUAAGAAGUCAAACUCAUGAUAAUCGACCAUACUCAUUUUGUUAAAUAGUGUUUAUAAUUAUAUUGAAUUCUAUUUACAAUAAUGAGUAAAGAAAAAGAGAGCAUCACUUUGUUAAAUAUAAGAAGUAUGGAUGAGCUAAACAGUGAAGACAGUUACGACGGUACAUUAGUUAUUGAUGAGAAAAUCAUUGAUUAUGAAACCAUUGAGUUAUCUGAUGAUUCUGAUGCAGAACUCGGCAUGGCUGAUUUUAAUGAUAUCAAAGUAAUUUCUUCUAGUUCAGAAAGUUCAACAGAUACAGAUCAAUCACUUACAUGCUCACAUUGUUCGAAAUUAUUUUCUGACAAAGAAUCUCUUUAUAAUCACAUUAGUACAUAUCAAGGUGGCUGUAAUACCGAGCUAUAUAAAAAUGUUAAAAAAAGACGUAAGGGACAAGAGCCAAAAGCAAAACCGGCCAUUGUUAAAAAGGGACGCAAAAGAUCACCGAAAAACUUUUUUUUUAAUGAUGUUCCUAAAGCUAUUCCAUUAGGUUCACAAACUUCACCAAUUAUGUCUAACCAAAACCCAACUAAUGAGAGUUCAAUGCCAUCAUUACGUCAAAUACUCAUUGAAGAAAUAGAGCCAGAGUAUCCAUGUUCAGUGUGUGGUCAAGUAUUCCGUCAUAAUAUAGCAUUGAUAUUUCAUUCAAAUACUGUUCAUAAGGAAGUAGAUGGUGAGGAUAUAAGUACUAAGCAAAAACCGAUAAACAAAAUGGUUAGGAAGAAAAAAAAUUGUAAAGACAGUGUGAUUAAGCCUCAGAAAACCGUAGAAGUUAGUGAGCCAAUUUCAGAUAAAAUUGAUUUAACAUUACUUCCUGAUUUUAAAAAAGACACAGUAAUAAAUAGAAUAAAAUCAUAUAUACACAGUAGUAGCAAAGACCAGGCAAUUUGCAUUUUAUGCAAUGUAGACUUCAAAACAACUAAAAAGGCUAUGGCUCACGUUGAAGAUAAACAUAUUUUGGAAAAGUUUGAGUGUGGCUAUUGCAAUAUGAAAUUUGUAUAUGAGCUUAAAUUGCGCAGCCACAUGGCAAAGAGGCACAAAGUAAUUGUUGUUGACAGAUGUAUAAAAUGUUUGAAAAUGAUAAGCAAAGAAGAGUGUGAAUCACAUUUAAAUAAAUGUAAAGGUAACGAAAAAGUACUGCAAAUUAAAAAAGAGACUGACCAAAGUGUGACAAACGAAAACUAAAUUUGAUGUUUCAAUAGUAAGUGCUUUUCAACUUUACAAAUUAACAUAUUACAGAUAUAAUUAGUUCAUACCCAUUUAAUAGAUAUAGUAGAUAAUACAUCCAUGUAAGUGAUUAUCUCUAAAAAAAAACAAAAAGAUACUUUCAAACCGGAUAUGCAAAAUUACCUAUAUGUUGAAAACUAUAAUCCAAAAAAUGGGCCCUUUUCUGAUACUGGUAUAUAUAUAUAAAUAAACUAGUAUCUGUGGAUAUAAAUUUUACAGACCAUAAUAUAGUCUGUUAAAAAAAUGUAUUACAGACUACUAAUCAAUAGGGCUAAGAACUAAUUGACUUAAAACAUUAAAAAAAAAAUGUACUAUAUAAUCGCCUUAAAAAUCUUUUAUUUAUAUGUUGGUAUUGAAUACAAAAAUAAAAAAAACAUUUAAAGGAAUUUAUUAAUUAAUUUAUAAUUAUUAUUUAAAUAGCUCAAAGCUGGGACUAAUAUCGUGUUACCUAUCUGUAAAUUACAAACAUUUAU